Pseudogymnoascus verrucosus is the source of this 1444-nucleotide messenger RNA. It is a transcript of the gene HOB3, whose product is annotated as BAR adaptor protein Hob3. Gene Ontology annotation, biological process: plasma membrane tubulation; actin cortical patch localization; actin filament organization. The transcript is spliced from 7 exons. NCBI's taxonomy places the organism in Eukaryota, Fungi, Ascomycota, Leotiomycetes, Thelebolales, Thelebolaceae. The coding region runs from base 331 to 1116 and encodes 261 amino acids. Gene Ontology annotation, molecular function: protein binding; lipid binding. The record is from RefSeq and is a predicted model, not a curated record. Gene Ontology annotation, cellular component: mating projection tip; actin cortical patch; Rvs161p-Rvs167p complex.
UUAUAUAACGUGCCAUAUUAUCGAUUGAUUUGAGUAUGUUAAUUAUAUAUUGGGACGGGAAGGAAAAGUGACACCCCUGGGUGUUGUGGCUGAUAGUCGGAUAUUUGUUGUUCCUCUGCCGCCUAACUCUGGGCGCCGACGUGGAGGGGCUCAGCCACGAAAAGUGACUUCGUCGUCAUCCAACGGAGGGAAUUCAAACCAAGGCCUAACACCACAUGCUGCUCUGUUAAACGCUCUCAACCACAUAAACAAAUACGCCUCUAACGCAUGAAAGACAUAUAACAAGAACCUCACAACCUUAGAUCACAGCGUUAAGUAACAUCCGCCAAUAUGUCGUGGGCAGGAUUCAAGAAGAAUGUCAAUCGGGCGACCACCCAGGUCAUGAUGAAGACUGGUCACGUCGAGAAAACAAACGACCGCGAUUAUGAAGUGGAAGAGAGACGAUACCGCACAAUGGAAGCCGCAUCACUGCGAUUGCAAAAGGAAGCAAAGGGAUAUUUAGACUCGCUACGAGCUAUGACGAGAUCCCAGAUGGCGAUUGCGGAGACGAUCGACGCAUUCUACGGCGAUUCAGGCGCAAACGAUGGAGUGAGCAGAAGUUACAAGCAAGCAGUGGCAGAUUUAGACGCGGAGACGAUCAAAGCUUUAGACGGACCAUAUCGAACUACUGUUCUCGAGCCGAUUUCCAGGUUCUGCGCCUACUUCCCCGACAUCAACGAAUGCAUCAAGAAGCGCAACCACAAGCUCCUCGACUACGACGCGAUGCGCGCCAAAGUCAAGAAGCUCGUCGAGAAGCCCGACAAAGACGCCUCGAAGCUCCCCCGCGCCGAAAAGGAAGCCGACAUGGCCAAAGUCGCCUACGAGCAGCUCAACGAACAGCUCUUCACCGAGCUCCCCCAGCUCAUCGACCUGCGCGUCCCCUACCUCGACCCCUCCUUCGAAGCCCUGGUCAAGAUCCAGCUGCGCUUCUGCGCAGAGGCGUACUCGCGCAUGGCGCAGGUACAGCAGUAUCUUGAUGCUGAGACGAGGGAUCAGUAUGCGGAGGGCCACUUGGAUACGAGGGUUGAGCAGGUGUUGCAGGAGAUUAGGGAGUUGAGUAUUAGCGGGACUGUUUGAGCGGGUUGGGUGGGGGAGCGUGUAUAUGGAUGGAUGGGUUGGCGUUGGGGCGUGGGCGAUGCUUUUAUAUACUUAAAAUUGGACCUGGCGGAGAGCCGGUGUGGAUGUAAUCCCUGUUCGACUGACUUGUGGUUCGGGCCUCAGAUAUGGUGGUUUACUUAUGUAACUGCUCCGGGGGUGAGAAUCAAUGAGAUCUAUUCUUUGGGUAUCAUCUUCGCUGUUGUCAACGUGACAGUACAGCAGCUAUUCCUACAUCCGCUCCCUCGCUAUAAUCAUACAAUGUGACAACAUCCGCUCUCCAUCCCACCAAGGUAUCACAAUCGUCCCC